Amaranthus tricolor (Joseph's coat) is the source of this 847-nucleotide messenger RNA. RefSeq lists its product as uncharacterized. The transcript has 4 exons. Lineage: Eukaryota; Viridiplantae; Streptophyta; Magnoliopsida; Caryophyllales; Amaranthaceae. Bases 110 to 847 code for a protein of 245 amino acids. The record is from RefSeq and is a predicted model, not a curated record.
UAGGGCUGGUUGCAAGACCAUUGCUGGAUGCCUCACAUUGCUCCAGACAUGGAUCUAUGAGUACUUUCCCGCUUUCCGCCCUCAUGCUCGCCGAGAAGAUGUGCCAAACAUGACUAGGGCGGAGAUGUGGACACCGAAAAAACCAUGUCGUGAGCUGGACAGGUUGAGGGACUGCCGCAAGGUUCUUGAUUCAAUGACGGAGACUCAGGUUGAAUGGACUCCCUACAAUUCUGCUGCUGGUGCGUUGCUGAAUGAUCACCCACGCACCACCGUAAUCGGGGGUAUCACGUGCUUUGAUGUUGUGGAGGUGUAUUUGCCGGAGCGGACAUUGCGACAGAUUGGGUUCGUGCAGGCUAUUCCUCCCGCUCCUAUUAGACCAGCCAAGGCUGUCCGACCGGCACACGGUACCUACUACGUGACCUUUCCUUCUGCUGCUGUAUAUUUGGAGGCAUGGAGUAGGUUCCUCUAUAGUGCCCGCCUUGUUGAGCAGGGACUUCGUCGGGCUUCUGUUCCUUUUGAGGCUGAACCUAAUUACGUUGAUUGGUUCAAAGUGUGCUCACACCCGUACAUAGCCCCGGACGAAGGGCCUACUUCCGGUCCUGGUCCUUCUCAGAGCAGAUCUGAAUACUUCCUGAAUGAAUGGCCCAGUCGAUUCGGUCCACUGGCAAGACUACCUGCUAAGGUUGCGGAUUUGAACCCCCGUCAACGACAUGCGUUAGAAAUAUACCAAAAGCAAAGGGAAAACUCGAAGGAUGAAUUUACGACGAUCAGAUUAUCCGAACGACGUGACGUUCGGAUUUUGACCCCCCAAUUUGAAAUUCCUGGGUCCGCCACUGCUCAGGCUUAG